Rubroshorea leprosula is the source of this 636-nucleotide messenger RNA. The record is from the annotation of a GenBank genome assembly. Lineage: Eukaryota; Viridiplantae; Streptophyta; Magnoliopsida; Malvales; Dipterocarpaceae.
CGCAGGUACCCAACCUGGUCAGAAGGUAGUUCUGAAGGGUAAAGGUGUGGAAUGAAUCACUGCUGUAUUAUUAUUAUUUCUUUCCUUCUCCUUUUUCUUCUUGUUUUUAUAUCCGAAUGCUUGUUAGGAAGUGUUCUAUUAGUUUGUUUUCUUUGGAGAAAGCAUAUAUCUUUAGUUUACCAACACAGAAUCAUGUGCUGUGUUUUCUGGCAGGGAUUAAAUCAAGAAAUUCUUACUCAUUUGGAGAUCAGUAUGUGCACUUCAAUGUCAGCAUUCCAACGAAUCUGACUACUAGACAGCGUGAAUUAAUCGAAGAAUUUGCUAAAGAAGAACAAGGUGAAAUUGAGAAGCACGCUGCUGCUGGAGCAACUGGAUGAAGAAGGGAGUGGGGUGCACUUUGGCAUUGCUUUGAAAGGCAGAAGAGAAUAGAAAGGGAGGAAGUUGAUAUUGGUAUAGUAAUAACUUGCUCUGGCAGUUUUGUAGUAGUAGCUAUUGCAUGUAUUGCAUUAAUUUAGACCGACACACUGUGCUGCUUUCUCUUUGCACGGUAUAUAAUUUUUUACUGAAAAGUCAGAAUGAUAUCGAUAUCCAUUAUAUUGAGGGCUACAUGUUGAUAUCCUCGCAAAUCAGGCUAAG